GCGGUAACCAGAUCGGUGCUAAGUUCUGGGAGGUGAUCAGCGAUGAGCAUGGCAUCGAUCCAACUGGAUCAUACCACGGAGACAGCGACCUGCAGCUAGACAGGAUCAGUGUAUACUACAAUGAAGCCUCAGGUGGGAAGUAUGUACCCCGUGCCAUUCUGGUGGAUCUGGAGCCUGGCACCAUGGAUUCUGUCCGAUCCGGUCCCUUUGGCCAGAUCUUCAGACCCGACAACUUCGUCUUUGGUCAGAGCGGUGCUGGAAACAACUGGGCCAAGGGCCAUUACACUGAGGGGGCUGAGCUGGUCGACUCUGUCCUGGAUGUGGUGAGGAAGGAGGCCGAGAACUGUGACUGCCUGCAGGGCUUCCAGCUCACCCACUCCCUGGGCGGUGGCACCGGCUCAGGCAUGGGCACCCUGCUCAUCAGCAAGAUCCGCGAAGAGUACCCCGACCGCAUCAUGAACACCUUCAGCGUUGUGCCAUCCCCAAAGGUGUCCGACACCGUGGUGGAGCCCUACAACGCUACACUCUCUGUGCACCAGCUGGUGGAGAACACUGACGAGACCUUCUGCAUCGACAACGAGGCGCUCUACGACAUCUGCUUCCGCACCCUCAAACUCACUACGCCCACAUAUGGCGACCUCAACCACCUGGUGUCCGCCACCAUGAGCGGAGUCACAACCUGCCUGCGCUUCCCCGGUCAGCUCAAUGCCGACCUCCGCAAACUGGCCGUCAACAUGGUGCCCUUCCCCCGUCUGCACUUCUUCAUGCCAGGGUUCGCCCCCCUCACCAGCCGUGGCUGCCAGCAGUACCGCGCCCUCUCCGUACCUGAGCUUACCCAGCAGAUGUUCGAUUCCAAAAACAUGAUGGCCGCCUGCGACCCACGCCACGGCCGCUACCUGACUGUGGCCGCCAUCUUCCGCGGACGCAUGUCCAUGAAGGAGGUGGACGAACAGAUGCUCAACAUCCAGAACAAGAACAGCAGCUACUUCGUGGAGUGGAUCCCCAACAAUGUGAAGACCGCCGUCUGCGACAUUCCCCCGCGCGGGCUCAAAAUGUCAGGCACAUUCAUCGGCAACAGCACUGCCAUCCAGGAGCUGUUCAAGCGAAUCUCCGAGCAGUUUACCGCCAUGUUCCGCCGCAAGGCCUUCCUCCACUGGUACACCGGCGAGGGCAUGGAUGAGAUGGAGUUCACUGAGGCUGAGAGCAACAUGAACGACCUGGUGUCCGAGUACCAGCAGUACCAGGACGCCACCGCCGAGGAGGGCGAGUUUGAGGAGGAGGGCGAAGAGAGCAUCGCUUAAAUCUCAGUUCAGCCAGAGUCUCACUCCUCCCCCAUCACUCCAUCCUUCUGCUUUCCUCCAAGUGAGCAGAAGGUCACU
This is a messenger RNA of Clupea harengus (Atlantic herring), 1379 nucleotides long. RefSeq names its product tubulin, beta 4B class IVb-like (gene tubb4bl). Gene Ontology annotation, molecular function: structural constituent of cytoskeleton; GTPase activity; GTP binding. NCBI's taxonomy places the organism in Eukaryota, Metazoa, Chordata, Actinopteri, Clupeiformes, Clupeidae. The record is from RefSeq and is a predicted model, not a curated record. Gene Ontology annotation, biological process: microtubule-based process. Gene Ontology annotation, cellular component: microtubule.